AUGAACACACAGACAAACUCGGACCAACACCCUAUGGUUCAGCAUGGUCCAGACGUAACAACACCGCAUCACAGUCAAGGUCCAAAUACACAUCCUGGCCAGCCCCGAAUGUACAUGCAAGCAGAAAUGGAUAUGGUUCUGCAACGGUUGGCAAUCCUCGAAGCCGUGAACAUGCAACCAAUGGUGGCCAGCACAGAGGACAUAGAGCGUGCAUGGGAAUUGGCUUGA
This is a messenger RNA of Marasmius oreades (fairy-ring Marasmius), 228 nucleotides long. RefSeq lists its product as uncharacterized. The record is from RefSeq and is a predicted model, not a curated record. NCBI's taxonomy places the organism in Eukaryota, Fungi, Basidiomycota, Agaricomycetes, Agaricales, Marasmiaceae. The coding region runs from base 1 to 228 and encodes 75 amino acids. The transcript has a single exon.